Aspergillus campestris IBT 28561 is the source of this 1155-nucleotide messenger RNA. RefSeq names its product type III PLP-dependent enzyme. Lineage: Eukaryota; Fungi; Ascomycota; Eurotiomycetes; Eurotiales; Aspergillaceae. Gene Ontology annotation, cellular component: cytoplasm. Gene Ontology annotation, molecular function: ornithine decarboxylase activity. The coding region runs from base 1 to 1155 and encodes 384 amino acids. The transcript is spliced from 3 exons. The record is from RefSeq and is a predicted model, not a curated record.
AUGAUCAUGGACAACCUGAUUGACUUGGCUCUUCAUAACAGACUCUCAAGCGUUAGUAAAAAUGGGCAAUCUGUCGCCGACGAAGAGCCCUUUUUCGUAGCAGACCUCGGCCAAGUCGUCCGCCAGCAUCGCCGAUGGAGGUCAGCCCUUCCUCACGUCCACCCUUUCUAUGCGGUGAAAUGCAAUGCCGACCCAACCCUCCUCAGACUGCUCUGUGAGCUCGGCACCGGGUUCGACUGCGCCUCCAUCGCGGAACUCCAGAGCGUACUCAGCCUGGGCGUCGACCCGUCGCGCAUUGUCUUUGCCAACCCUUGCAAGACGGCGUCGUCGCUCGUGUUUUCCCGGCGCGUGGGCGUCACGCACACGACGUUUGACAACCUCGAUGAGCUGGACACUAUCAAGGCGUAUCACCCUGAUGCGCAACUUGUUCUUCGGAUCUUCGCCAGUGACAGUGAUGCGCUGAUUGAUUUUGGGGAGAAGUUUGGGGCCUCGACUGAGUAUGUCCCUUUACUGUUGGCUCGAGCGAGGGAACUAGACUUGAACGUGACGGGGGUUAGCUUCCAUGUUGGAACCGGCGCAAUCAAUGCAUUCGCCUUCAUCAGGGCCAUCCAAAACGCCAAAGCCGUCUUCCACCAAGCCGAGAAUCAAGGUUUUCAAAUGACCCUCCUGGACAUUGGCGGCGGAUUUCAGGAUAGCAACUUUGAGGGUAUUGCAUCCUCAGUGCAUAAGUACCUCUGCGAAGAGUUUUCCCCCCACGUCCGAGUCAUUGCUGAGCCAGGUCGCUAUUACGCGCGCAGCGCUUACACACUCGCCUGCAAGGUCAUUUCCCGACGGAGGCAGAUUGGCGAUGUCCGCAAAACGGAAGAACCGGACAUGCUAUACCAGAAUGACGGCGUGUAUGGGUCCUUUAUGAACGUGAUUAUGGAAAAGGAGAUCAUGAGGCCGAGUCUGAUCACUUCGCUUUUACCUCCCCACUACCUAUCUGGUGGGGCAACGGGAAAGAGACAGCAGGGGGAACGGAGGUACUCGAUCUGGGGUCCGACGUGUGAUAGCUUGGACUGCGUGGUGAGAGAUGCGGUGUUGGAGUCGGAGGUGAAGGUGGGGGAUUGGCUGAAGUAUAAGAAUAUGGGUGGUAAGCAAGAAUCUUUCCUUUGA